Molecule: messenger RNA, 3499 nt
Organism: Blastomyces dermatitidis ER-3
Lineage: Eukaryota; Fungi; Ascomycota; Eurotiomycetes; Onygenales; Ajellomycetaceae
Exons: 2
Coding region: 193-498 (101 amino acids)
Source: RefSeq, a predicted model, not a curated record
GCUAUUCAGCGGGGCCGCAGCCAGCAUCCAUGGAUGCAGCUUGAUAGCACGAAACGGAACGCAGAGGCACUGACAUAUAAAACCAGGUUCAGCCAAAAUAUAUGGUUUUCGGCAGACAGGAGACAGCAUCUCACGAGUCACAGGUGCACGAACAAUUACUUGUAAUUCCGAAGAUCAGUCAACCCUCAGAGAAUGGUUACCAUUAACUUGUUUGGGGCUGGCUGGGACGGUUCAACCAACGGGACAAAGGACGGCGACGGUUUAUUUGCCUGUUUCAACCCAGUCUUGGGAAUAAGUUUGCAAGAAGGCAAAUUUGUGAGCAAUCGGCUUGAAUACCUUCUCAUGGCCUCGAAAAUCCAGGCCCGGCUGGACUUUUUGUUUGCCGGGCGAUCCGCCCCGGCCAUUGGGUCGUUUCUGAACAUUUCUGUCCUCCUUGCUUGGGGCUGCUUCGUUUUGCUAAUAAGGAGCAUGGGAACGGCAAGUAUCACGGUGCAAUAACAUGGAAUAGGCUUAGGGGGGCACAAAAUCGAUUCCCCAUGACUCUAUGAGUCGGUCGGCCACUUAAUUAUCUAGUUUAGAAUAAUGGGCAAUUGGAGAUCGAUCUUGGCCUUGAGAAGCGGCUGCUCAGGUUGACCUGGAUUCAGCUCGACACAGCUCUUGUCAAAGUCUAAACGUCUCCAGUUAGGCACCGACAGGCAUGUGUCAGGCAGGAAAAGUGACGACAAUAAUAAUAAUGUGGUGGGAUCGUGGGAUGGAUCUAUCCGACCCAAAUGGCCAAACUGCGUGGAUCUGGGGUAACUAGCUUUAGAUCAGGCUCAGAGGGACAGAAAAGAGUUUCAUGUCAGAUACGUAGAUCAUGCCUGAGGUCUGUUUGGAUACUACGGAUCCGGACAAAUACAACCUUGGCCAGAAGAUUGGCUGCUAUAACUUUUGAUAUCGCUAUAUUUGUUGCCAUCCCUUGCCGUUUAGGUGGUGGCUAAUCAGCAACAAGGCGCAAUGGCGAGGUUUCAAGGAGAAGCGCAGUUUUCCAUAGUGAGCAGGAAGCUCGAUCCGAACCAAUGUGGGCAACGCUCUCAAAGAGGAUUUAGAGCACGGGAAAAAAGAUGAUAGCGGAAGAAGAAUAGAAGAGAGUUGUCUCACCGUCUAUACAAACAUCAUAUGGUCUGCUGAUCUACCAGGAAUUUACUGAGUACCACGCUUCGAGAUCCAAUAAACAAUGAAAACUACACUAGUUGCUGCAGGCGUCAGUCCCGGCCGAAUUAUUAUUAUAUUUGAGAGUAUAGCAACUUUCCGCGUGGAUUCAUGACUCGCAGCCCGGUGGAAGGGACUGAUUACGCUGUGUAUUAUUAUCGUUAGCAUUAAUUAGACCACUGCACAUACAUGUAUGUAUGUGCGCCCUCCAGUUAGUUAUUAUCAGCAAGCCAGUGAGUGCAGUGGGGGUGGGGUGGUGCGUUUGAAAGAACCAGCAAUGGCCAGCAAUAAUGCCCUCAGUAAGAUCGGAAUUAAGGCGAAGUAUCGACCUGAUUAUGGGGCCCUAAAAGACUGGGCUGGUUCCAACGCCGCUUCGUGCCCUCCCUGAGUUCCCAAGCCCCCGAGAGCUAAGGGCUAAGGGGACCAGGGCGAGGGAAGACUCCAUAAUUAUGUCCCAGAAUAAUCGGCAAAUAAAAGUAAAAAUAAAAUAGAAAUAAAUAAACAAUCUCGAUUUCUGCCUCAACUCUCUAUAUAAAGCCGAAGCCCCCUUCCGCUCGGUUUUCCUGCAAUUGCUUGCUUUGUUCUACUCUUUGACAUAGGCUCUUUUCUCUUCUGCGCCGCCUCUCUUCCUUUUCUAUAUCUUUUGCCUACUACAUACUUUCCUUUAAUCCUUCUCCAUCUUACCAGCCUCUAUCCUUUUCAGAAAGAUACCCUCUGUUCUCGCCCUAGUUGGCCCAAUAAAUACUUUUGCUUCACCAAACUCUUUCUAAUUCGUCCACCUUCGACUCUCUAUAAAAACUUACCUGCCUACUGUUCAACCUGGCCGUCUAGUAUCGCCACUUGUAAUUGAUUGAUCGGCUUGAGAUAUAUCCAUCCCCUGCCGACCUCGUUCCAACAACUCAACUGCGACUGUCUCCGGCCGCUUCCAAACCUCAAUUUCCACCUGAAGCCGAAAGUCUCACCUCUUUUCCAACAAUGUACUCUUGCGCGAAUUACUCCCGUGGCUGCCGGGGCCGCGUGAAUACCCCAGGAGGGAAAUGCGCUACCUGUGUUGCAUCAAAUCUUCGUCGUCCAGCUUCGGCAUCACCUUUCUCUCCUCUGCGCGGACAGGCAAACUACAGACGCGCCUGGGACAUUGAGAAGCCCGCGGACCUCAAUGAUCAGGAGAGAUUUUAAACGAAUUCUUAAAAGAGAACUACAUGCAUAUCAAGUUGGGCUCGAUGUCUGACUUUUAUGCCACCUUCCUAUCUAUCUCUCCUUCUAUCGACACAACAUAAACAACGCUCCCGACAAAAAACAUCCAACGAAAAUAGAAAAGAAAAGAAACUCCCAAAACAAUACAGUCCAGGAGACUAAUAAACAAAAAUCUAUGAUCAUACGGGAAAAGCCAAAAUGAAGAAAGACAAAAAGAGACGUGGAACGUACAGGAAUUUACAAUCCGCAGGAACCUACUUUCCAGGUUAUUUCUCUCCAAACUACGCAUCCCCAUUUCUAUUCUACCUCCCAACCCCCUUCCCCUUCUGAAAAUUAUAUUGUCAUUCCGGUUUUGUAUUCCGCAGACACUGUUCAGGGCAGGCCUAUUUCCAUCACUUGUUUUUUUUUUUUCUUUUUUAAUCUAUUCCAUUCCCCAUUGUACCACGCGUUGCUUUGUUCCCCCCCCCCCCCCCCCCCGCCCUAUUUGCAAAUUCCCCUUUGUCUUUCCUAUCUGUCCAUUGGCACCCUCUCUCGUGGCUAAUUUCCUUUGACUAUCCGUACAUCAUAACCGUUUCUGUAUGUUCAUCGCAUUUGGAGGUAUUCUGCUCAUUUUAGUCUACACUGACAAAAAAUAUUCAAGCGACGGCGUUAAUCAUUUUUUAUUUUUCCCCCUUCAAGAGUCCUCUACCAUUUUUGACUUCUGAUGUAACUGUUUCAUGUACGCUCGCUCGGUAUACACUGCCACAUUGAUCUCUCAUCGCCCUCUUUGCACUUUACAACUACUCCCCUGCUUGAACUGCACAUAUAAUAAUACUAUUGCUCUUAUUACAAGUUUAUGCAAGAAAGGGAUUAUUAUAUUUUUAGUUUAUUGUUCCCUGCAUAAUAACCCUUUUUUAUAUUUUAAAACGGCGUGCCUGGUAAAAAAGAAAAGAAAGAAAAAACGACAAAAGGGAAGAAAACAGACCCAACGAUUGAAAUGAGAAAAAGCAAAGAAAGCCACAUCCCUGCGAAAUCUAAAAACCUAAAGUUGCACGCUAAUUCUAGUCUGAAACAGAAGGUUACUUUGAAGAAUCUUUGUCACCUCGAGUGCAACACGCAUAUUAUUUUUCCUCGC